GGUAACUAAUUCACCACCAGCCUUCGAGGAAAAGUUGACAGAUGCAAAGUGUCCUGUGUGCAUGAAAACGUUUCCUCUUCUGGAAUUGGAGUUCCAUGCAAGCUUUUGUGGUGACUUGGAAAGUUCAGAGUCCCUUCAGACAAAGAGCCCUGAUAUAAUGAAGCCAGACAAUGAAGAGAUGUCAUGUGAGGAGGAUGUCCUACGAUGGCUAGCUGCUCAAGUUGACACCUCCAAGGAUUUCAGCAUCUGUGUGUCCAGAAUUAACCUUGUGGAACGAGGUCUGUUACUUUGGAGGCGACAAAAGAUCAGCUCCCCGGUCAACACUUUAAAGAUUACUUUCUUAGGAGAGGCUGGAGUUGACACAGGUGCUCUACGAAAAGAAUUCCUGACAGAACUGAUUGGUGGCAUAGAGACCAGACUCUUCGAAGGAGAGGAGGGCAAAGGCAAAAUGCCGAAAUAUUCAUUGAAUGAUCUUGACAAUGGCCUGUUUCGAGUUGCUGGGGAGGUCUUUGCUGUUAGCCUUGCCCAGGGUGGCCCAGCUCCAAGAUUUCUUCAGGACUGGUGCUACGAUUUUCUGUUGAGUGGAACCCUUGAAAACGCUAACAAGGAUAAUGUUUACGAUGCUGAGUUUUCACCACUGAUUAAAAUGAUCGAGGAGGCCUCAGACUUAUCAUCUUACAGUGAACAGAUUGUCAACUGUGGCUACACGGGGCCUAUAAAUGAGGACAACAAGCAGAAUAUAACAAGAGCGAUUGUAAUGCAUGCUGCUGCUCGAAGAACACUCAUGCUUCAGCAGCUCCGUGAAGGUUUGCAGCUUUACCGUUUAAUUGACACUAUGGAAAAGAACAGGGAAGUGUGCCGCAGCCUCUUUGUUGUGCAAGGUGGUAAUGAUAAGGUGGACUCUCAUUACAUUGUAUCCCAUCUUGCUCCACAAAUGAGUGAGAGAGGCACUCUAAAAUAUACCAAAGAGGUCCAAAUACUGAAUCACUUCCAGGAUUUUCUGAUGGAGCUUGAAGAUGGAGAUGCUCAGGAUGAGGCAGCACUCUCUGUGCCACAGGUGAUGCAGUGGCUGACUGGUCAAGCGCAUAGGCACCUGCUUCUGUCAGAGAGAGAGGCCUUUAAAAUUACUGUUCAGUUUGACCACACUUGUAUGCAACGACUGCCAAGCCACACACUUUGCUAUCCAAUCAUCAGUGCAUGCACCCAAACCAUUACUUUUCCCACUGCACAUCUGUCAAAUUGUAAUGAAUUUAAAGAAAUAAUGAAAACAGCAGUGCAACACGGAGGUUGCUUUUAUAGGGUGUAGAUUUUAAAAUGAACUCCAAAUGUUCACAUAGUCC
Carassius auratus (goldfish) is the source of this 1340-nucleotide messenger RNA. RefSeq lists its product as uncharacterized. The coding region runs from base 62 to 1306 and encodes 414 amino acids. The record is from RefSeq and is a predicted model, not a curated record. Gene Ontology annotation, molecular function: ubiquitin-protein transferase activity. The transcript has 10 exons. Lineage: Eukaryota; Metazoa; Chordata; Actinopteri; Cypriniformes; Cyprinidae.